Zingiber officinale is the source of this 2281-nucleotide messenger RNA. RefSeq names its product zeta-carotene desaturase, chloroplastic/chromoplastic-like. The transcript has 14 exons. Bases 356 to 2092 code for a protein of 578 amino acids. Gene Ontology annotation, biological process: carotenoid biosynthetic process. The record is from RefSeq and is a predicted model, not a curated record. Lineage: Eukaryota; Viridiplantae; Streptophyta; Magnoliopsida; Zingiberales; Zingiberaceae. Gene Ontology annotation, molecular function: 9,9'-di-cis-zeta-carotene desaturase activity.
UGCGUCUGCCGACCGUGGUUGGCUUGGCAGUGGAGGGGAGUGGAGAGAUAAGGCGCACUACGGCAGAGGUGCGACACCUCGCCACCCGAUCCCGUCACCUCCUCCCACUUCGCUUCGCCAUUAACGCGGGUCGGAUAGCUCGACCCCUUCUUGAUUCCUCCAGCUGCUCCUCGAUUCCGCUUCCUGAUCCCUCCUUGUCGUUUCUGCGUCGCAACAAAUUCGACGUCUCCCGCAUCUCUGCCACUCGAGAUACCUCCGCUCGUCGCCGUCGUCGCGCUCUUUGCGCUUUUCUCUUCCGCUGUUGCUGAUCUCGAGAGCUUCCCUAGGGGACGUUCCGCUCGACUUCGUGGUCGGAAUGGCUUCGGCCUCCUGUCCUUCCCUGUGUAUUCCUGCUACCUCGUUCCGUGAUCCACGCAAGGUGGCGCUUCUGUCCAAGUCCCGACCUCCGCGGUUUCCGCCAGCGGCGGCACGAUGUUCGCUGGAUAGCCAGGUUUCGGAUAUGAGAAAUAACGCUCCAAAAGGUUUAUUUCCACCAGAACCUGAAGUCUACACAGGGCCUAAGCUUAAAGUUGCAAUUGUUGGAGGUGGGCUUGCUGGCAUGUCAACUGCAGUUGAGCUUUUGGAUCAAGGACAUGAGGUUGACAUCUAUGAAAGCAGACCUUUUAUUGGUGGAAAAGUGGGCUCUUUCGUUGAUAAGCAAGGAAAUCAUAUUGAAAUGGGAUUGCAUGUAUUUUUUGGCUGCUACAGCAAUCUUUUCCGUCUUAUGAAAAAGGUAGGUGCUGAUGAAAAUUUGUUGGUUAAGGAUCACACUCACACCUUUGUGAACAAGGGGGGUAAACUUGGUGAACUUGAUUUUCGGUUUCCUUUGGGGGCACCAAUUCAUGGAAUACGAGCAUUUCUAGCAACCACACAACUAGAGCUCUAUGAUAAAUCACGGAAUGCUUUUGCCCUUGCUCUAAGCCCUGUUGUUCGAGCUCUUGUUGAUCCUGACGGUGCAUUGCAAGAGAUAAGGGACCUAGAUACUAUUAGUUUUUCUGAUUGGUUUUUGUCGAAAGGAGGUACACGUACGAGUAUUCAGCGAAUGUGGGAUCCUGUUGCGUAUGCUCUUGGAUUUAUUGACUGUGAUAAUAUAAGUGCCCGAUGUAUGCUCACUAUUUUUGCACUUUUUGCUACCAAGACAGAAGCUUCCUUAUUGCGAAUGUUGAAGGGUUCUCCUGAUGUAUAUUUAAGUGGGCCUAUAAAAAAAUAUAUAAUGGAGAAAGGUGGCAGGUUUCACUUGAGAUGGGGCUGUAGGGAGAUACUAUAUGAGAAAUCACCUGAUGGCGAGACAUAUGUCACUGGCCUUGCUAUGUCGAAGGCUACACACCAGAAAAUUGUGAAAGCUGACGCAUAUGUUGCAGCAUGUGAUGUUCCUGGUAUUAAAAGAUUGCUUCCAUCUAAGUGGAGAGAGUGGGACAUGUUUGACAAUAUCUACAAAUUAGUUGGAGUCCCAGUUGUCACGGUUCAGCUGCGGUACAAUGGAUGGGUAACAGAGCUGCAAGAUUUUGAGAUAUCAAGACGACUGACUCAAGCUGUAGGGUUGGACAACCUUCUUUACACCCCAGAUGCAGAUUUUUCUUGCUUUGCGGACCUUGCACUUUCAUCACCAGAAGAUUAUUACAUCGAAGGGCAAGGCUCACUUAUCCAAGCUGUACUAACACCUGGUGACCCCUACAUGCCAUUGCCUAACAAUGAGAUAAUCGAAAAAGUCCAAAAGCAGGUCUUAAAUUUGUUCCCCUCCUCUCGAGGAUUAGAAGUUACUUGGUCGUCAGUUGUUAAAAUUGGGCAAUCUUUGUAUCGCGAGGCACCUGGAAAAGACCCAUUUAGGCCAGAUCAAAGGACACCAGUCAAAAACUUUUUCCUUUCUGGUUCUUAUACAAAACAGGAUUACAUUGAUAGCAUGGAAGGCGCAACUCUGUCCGGCCGGCGGGCAGCAGCCUAUGUCUGCAAUGCCGGGGAAGAACUAGCAGCUCUGAGAAAGAAGCUUGCUUCCGACAAUCUGGGAACGACGGAAAAAGACUGGAACACGGCUGAAGAACUGAGCCCGGUUUGAAGAUUUGGUCAGUUUUCUUUGCCCAUAUGGUGCAUCACCAUUGAAUUGUUGCAGCCUCUAAAACAAUCUUCAUAUCUGAUAGUUGUGUAUCUGUUUUUUAGGACCAAAUUACAUAUGGCAUACGGUAUUAAUUCAGGCAAAUGACAAAUAAAGUUAUUGAGAAGAAAUAAAUAAAUCUUUGUUGUAUUA